Molecule: messenger RNA, 1014 nt
Organism: Phalaenopsis equestris
Lineage: Eukaryota; Viridiplantae; Streptophyta; Magnoliopsida; Asparagales; Orchidaceae
Exons: 1
Coding region: 192-722 (176 amino acids)
Biological process (GO): regulation of DNA-templated transcription
Source: RefSeq, a predicted model, not a curated record
CCCUCCUCCAUCCUCUCUCUCUAUAUUAAUGCAUGCAUUCUUUCCAUCUCUAUUCCCCUACACCUCUGUUUUCUGGACUUAUCUUAUGAAGUCUGCAACAAUAUCUGCAACAAAAAUCAAGUUCAAUCCUGAGAAAUAACAAUAUUCGGCAGCCAUUUCUCAUUGAUCACUAAUAACUCUUGAGCUCAGCAAUGGAAGCCACAAAUAACAAAUUAAGCCGAAGCUUUCUGAAGACCAUGCUGAUGGGUCUGAAACUCGGAGGAGUUUCAUCCAGGAAGAUGAACAUCAAAGAGAGGAAGAGAACCAUCAAGCUCUCGGCAAACAUUGCCAUGGUCUCCACCGCUGUAAGCAGAGGCAUGAACUGGAGUCGUGCAUUGAUCGCCCGUCAAGCCAAGCAUAAGAAAAACAGGAUUUUUAUGAGAAGGAUAUUGGGGAGGAAGAGGUACGAGAGCAUAACAAGGCCAUACUUUGCAUUAAAGUUUCAAAGAAUGAUGAGGAAGAGAAAGCACAUAAUGAAUUCAACUAUCCGAAGAAAAGUGCGUGAAUCAUCAAACGAACAAGAGAAUCUGGUGAACAAGAGAACAAGAAUCCUUAAACGUGUCGUGCCAGGAGCAGAGUACUUGGAUGAUUUAUCAUUGUGGAGUGAGACCAUAGACUAUGUUAUCUCGCUCCAGGCUCAGGUCAGUCUAAUGAGGCUGCUCGCAGAAACUCUUGGUGUCUAAGACCUUUGGUAAAUCUAAAGGUACUAUGAUUACAGAUAAUGAUUCAGAAGAAAUAUUUUAAAGCAAUCAGUUAACUAUAUGGGAGGAUAUAUACAUUAGUAUGUCUAUGGCUUGAACUGUAAAGCUGUGUUUACAUUUUUCUACCUUUUGAAAUGGAAAGAAAAUGGGGUAGAUUAGCCAUCAAGGGCAACCAAGUGUACAUACAUGUUUUCCUUUUUAUGUUGUGUGAGAUUACUCACCUUUUAUAGAUGAAGGAGGAGCUUGAUAUGUGUAUGAUUACAAAAGCAGAGAA